AUGGACGUUUCAGUUCGGUUUUGAACAAUUUAGAAAAUAUUCAUACAUCACAGAUCUUCUUUACGAUUAGUGAUAUAAAAAUAAAAAUUUUGUGUUUUUUUCCAAGUUUGAACGUUCAAAAAAUAGUGUGUUAAAAAAUUACAAUAUAAAUUAAACAGCAUCAGUAACUGAAGUUCAGCAACAGUAAUGGACCAAAAUACUUUGAUUAAAUGUAAAAAAUUUCAAAUUCAAGCUGCCGAGGAGAGACAGAAGAAUUUGAAUAGUGAUUUUUUAGAAAGCAAAAUAAUUUCUACUGAUGCAGCACAAUAUGCAGAGCCUGAGGAACCUCAUUGGUUGUUUCGUCGUAUAUUUAUACUAACAUGGAUAAGGAGUUACGACCGCGACAAAGCUGUUGCGGACUUCAUUGCUGGUUUAACGCUCGGUUUAACAAUUAUACCGCAAAGUAUAGCGUAUGCAUCAUUAGCAGGAUUGUCAUCGGAAUAUGGCCUUUAUUCAGCAUUUGCGGGCUCGAUAAUAUAUGUUUUCUUCGGAACUGUGCCACAAGUAUCAAUAGGUCCAACUAGUUUAAUGGCUUUGAUGGUCCUGCAGUUUUGCGCCGAUAAACCUAUACAAUUUACUAUCGUUUUAGCAUUUUUGGCGGGCCUUGUUGAAUUGCUUAUGGGUGUUUUUAAAUUAGGAUUCGUUGUCAACUUUAUACCAGCCCCAGUAAAUAAGGCGUUUACAUCUGCUACAGCUACAAUAGUUGUUCUUGCACAAAUAAAGAAUUUAUUGGGAAUUAAAAUCAAAGGUAUACCGUCCCCAUCACAAUUUAUAAAUGGGAUUAAUAUAUCAGAUGCAAUAAUGGGUUUUAUAUGUAUCAUUGUUCUUUUAACAUUGAGACAACUAUCGCAAAUAAAUUUUAAAAGCAACGGUCGAAAAAUAAAACAACUAAAGAAGCUGUGCUGGUAUAUAAGCAUUUCUCGAAACGCACUUACAGUUUUCUUAUGCGCUAUUAUUAGUUUCAUUUGGAUUAAAGAAAGAUCAUAUCAAGCCAUACCAUUUGCUUUGUCCGCUAAAGUAGAAUCAGCUGCUAUUACGUUAAAACUUCCCCCAUUUGUUUUUAACUACAAUAAUGUGACAUAUGUUUUCUCGGACAUUGUUCGGGAACUUGGAAGCGGUAUUGUGGUGGUGCCAAUAGUUGCAGUGCUGGCUAAUGUCGCUAUAGCCAAAGCUUUUGUAAAGGAUGCAAAACUUGAUGCUUCCCAGGAAAUGUUAUCACUCGGUCUUUGUAACUUAGUUGGUUCUCUCUUCAGUGCUAUGCCAACUUGUGGCGCAUUUACACGUUCAGCUGUAAGCCAAUCUAGCGGCGUUAGAACCCCUAUGGCUGGAAUAUAUACUGGUUUAAUUGUUAUAUCGGCGUUGAGCAUAUUAACACCAUAUUUUCAAUAUAUACCUAAAGCUACGUUGUCUGCCGUGCUAAUUGCUGCAGUGGUGUUUAUGAUUGAUCUUUCGCCGAUUAAAAACCUAUGGAGGUCUAACAAAAAAGAUUUUUUCAGUUGGAUAGGUUGUUUCAUUGUUUGCUUAUUGUGUGGAGUAGAAAUGGGACUUUUCUUUGGAAUUAUUGUAAAUAUGAUUUUUAUUCUUUUACGUUUGGGUAAUCCAAAGGUGGAUAUUUUCUUAACAGAGACCGAUGGAGUGACUUACGUAUACUGCAUGCCUCUUUCUGAUAUUUAUUACAGCGGUGUGGACUAUUUACGUGGCAGAAUACGAUCAGCAUGUAUUUUGUACAGAAAUGACUUCCCCAUUGUUUUGGAUUGCCAUCGAUUUAUGCAAUUCGAUGCUACAUUUGUAGAUAUGUUAAGUGCUGUUGCUAAGGAAUUAAACGAAAACAAUGUUCAAUUCGUUUUGCAUCGAAUGAAUCUCAAACUACAAGAACAAAUUUAUGUACCUAACGUUUCAUUUACAAAUGGUCUAAUUUCUGGUGAUGAUUUUAAACAGAAAAAAUAAGUAUAUUUAAUUAUUAUA
Teleopsis dalmanni is the source of this 2004-nucleotide messenger RNA. Its product is annotated as sodium-independent sulfate anion transporter. Gene Ontology annotation, molecular function: sulfate transmembrane transporter activity. The record is from RefSeq and is a predicted model, not a curated record. Gene Ontology annotation, cellular component: membrane. Gene Ontology annotation, biological process: transmembrane transport. The coding region runs from base 187 to 1986 and encodes 599 amino acids. The transcript has 9 exons. Lineage: Eukaryota; Metazoa; Arthropoda; Insecta; Diptera; Diopsidae.